Molecule: messenger RNA, 1236 nt
Organism: Exophiala viscosa
Lineage: Eukaryota; Fungi; Ascomycota; Eurotiomycetes; Chaetothyriales; Herpotrichiellaceae
Product: RmlC-like cupin domain-containing protein
Exons: 1
Coding region: 494-1168 (224 amino acids)
Biological process (GO): allantoin catabolic process
Molecular function (GO): ureidoglycolate lyase activity; ureidoglycolate hydrolase activity
Source: RefSeq, a predicted model, not a curated record
UCCGAUACCGGCAAUGCGUCUCAGACUCCGGCGAUUCUGCUUCCCUGCACAGCCAGUAACAUCGUCUAGGCUUCUCCGGUCUCGAAUGCUGCUAUCGCUGUGUUCCGUCGCGUGCCUCGAGAUACUGACUCACAUCUUUGCCGGCAUGAACAGCGACCUUCCCCACGAUUUGUAAAGGAACAUGCCGAUCGAUGUUGCUCUCGCGGUUGAUCGAAAAGCAAGGUAAGCCAUUGGCUGUUUCACGUGGAGUCUGCCAUCGGUCUUCGUGCCGUGUGAGUGAAUAUGCUGUUACAGCCUCAUCACCUAUUUCAGAGUCAUUUUAUCCCGUGUGAGAACGUCCAUCGUCCAAGAAAAUCAACUCCAGACGGUACUCUUUGCAUUUUCUCAGGGUGUUUCAGAACUAGCAGCUCCUCUGAGCCAGGCGCAUCAGCGUUCGAGACGACCUCUGCCAUUGCACAUCAUACUCCAUACCAAGGAUCACAAGGCUUGAGAUAUGGGUGCCGCAAAGGACUUUGACCCAAGUGAGAUCGCGUACGUACCAACCACAGGUGUGCGCAAGGUCUUCGAACUCUCCCUGGUCGAGGCCACUGCGGAAAGUGUCAAAGGCUAUGGCCAUAUCGUGGAAUCGCCAGAUAACUUCCCCAUUGAAAUCGUUCGCUGGCCAGCGCAAGGAUGGCGACCAAUUGACGACAAUUCUGGCGACCAAGGCGGUACAACCGAGGGCUUGUUCGAGUUCUGGUGGAAGGGAGACACAUUAUAUGCCCGAAACAAUGCUGUAGGUGACAGCUACCUGUUCGCCUGGAGUCAAUUUCCCGAGGAAGCGGCCGUCAGCGGCGACCCGCAGCCUCGUGAAAGAGCAUUGGUCUGGCGAGCAAACUACCACCCGGAUGGCGGUCAAUUGUUCUAUCCACUCGACGGUCAAGACUUCAUUGUCCCGGUGGCAUUGCCCGGCGACGAUGUUACCCCUGAAAAGUUCAUUGCUCUCUGGGCCAGUGGUGGCAAGGGUCUCUACAUUCAUCCCAAUAUCUGGCACGGCGCCGUCGUUCCUCUCGCCGAUCAAUGUCGCUUCAUUGAUCGACAGGGCAAAGUUCAUGCCCGGGUAUCGGUGGACUUUGCGAAGGAAUUUGGCGGCUACAUCUCGGUGCCCUUGGGUCCUUACAAGAACUAGCACAAGUCUUACACUGGCAUUGCGCCAACAACGACAACGAGAACAGCUUCAAUGUCAUUUUCAAUUCC